AAUUCGCGUGUGAAACUUCGCCAGUCAUCGACGUAGGAUAACGAAAGGGAGAGUUGUGGAUGGAACCGCGGCUCUUGUUGUGAAUCAAAAUCAGGAAAACAAUAACCUAAACAAAAUCAAAAAGCAAAUCACAACUCUCUUCAUUCAAAUCCACUGUACGUUCAUCUCUUCCUUGAUUAAUUUCUUUCUUGUUUAUUCUUUGUUCAUUCAAAUGUGUUUUUUCAAGGUUAUUUCAGUCAUAUGAUUAGAGUUAGGUUUCAGUUUUAACUAAUUCGUGAUGGCAACUCUGUUAAAAUCACUCUCCCACAUAACAAACCCAUCUUCGGAACCCAAAAGGGCAUGUGGGUUCUUCUCACACGUUCCAAAUCUUCAUUCUUUUUCACUCAACAAAGGUUUUUCAAGAGUUUUAGCAUCAACCCAGAUCACCAUUUCUCCAAAAGACUCUGUUUACACUUUACCCAAUUGGAAGUAUGGUAAAAAUGACUCUAGAACUAGGGACCAUAAGCUCAAUGAUGCAUUCUUGCAUUUGGAGAAAAUUGUGUUGAAGGGUCACAAGCCUGAUGUGGGUCAAGCCACUAACCUUUUGUAUGAUUUGUGUAAGGCUAAUAAAAUGAAAAAGGCAAUUAAAGUUAUGGAAAUGAUGGUUAGUUCAGGGAUUAUUCCUGAUGCAUCGUCUUAUACUUACUUGGUGAAUAGUUUGUGUAAGAAAGGGAACGUUGGUUAUGCAAUGCAAUUAGUUGAGAAAAUGGAGGAGUAUGGGUAUCCGACGAAUACGGUUACUUAUAAUUCACUUGUUAGAGGACUCUGUUUGCAUGGUAAUUUGAAUCAGAGCUUGCAACUCUUGGAUAAGUUGAUACAGAAGGGGUUAGUUCCGAAUGCAUUCACUUAUUCGUUCUUGCUUGAAGCUGCGUAUAAGGAAAGGGGUGUGGAUGACGCAAUGAAGUUAUUGGAUGAGAUAAUUGUUAAGGGUGGGAAGCCGAACUUGGUUAGUUACAAUGUAUUGUUGACUGGGUUGUGCAAGGAAGGUAGGAUUGAAGAGGCGAUUCGGUUCUUUAGGAAUUUGCCUUUGAAAGGGUUUCAUCCGAAUGUUGUGAGUUAUAAUAUUUUGCUGAGGAGCUUGUGCCAUGAAGGACGGUGGGAGGAGGCGAAUGAGCUCUUGGCGGAGAUGGAUGGAGAGGAUCGUGUCCCGUCAAUAGUUACUUAUAACAUACUAAUAGGUUCCCUUGCAAUCCAUGGUAAAGCAGAUCAAGCUCUCAAGGUUUUGGAUGAAAUGAUUAAGGCUCGUUUUAAGACCACUGCUGCUAGCUACAAUCCAAUAAUUGCUUGUCUUUGCAGAGAAGGAAAGGUAGAUCUGGUGGUCAAGUGCCUGGACCAAAUGAUUUAUCGGCGAUGUAAACCAAAUGAGGGAACAUAUAGUGCCAUUGCAAUGCUCUGUGGAGUCGGGAAGGUGCAAGAAGCAUUUUCCAUCAUUCAAAGCCUGGGGAAUAAACAAAACUUUUCAAUGCAUGAAUUCUUCAAAAAUGUGAUUGCAAGUUUGUGUAGAAAAGGGAAUACAUACCAGGCAUUUCAACUUUUAUAUGAAAUGACAAAGUAUGGAUUUACGCCCGACUCUUAUGCAUAUUCAUCUUUGAUCAGAGGGUUAUGUAUGGAGGGAAUGCUUCAGGAGGCCUUGGAGAUUUUCAUGGUAAUGGAAGAAUAUGACUAUAAGCCUGAAGUAGAUAACUUCAAUGCACUUAUACUUGGAUUAUGCAAAUCAAAAAGAACUGAUUUGUCUCUAGAAGUUUUUGAAAUGAUGAUCGAGAAAGGUCACAUGCCUAAUGAAACAACAUACACCAUUCUAGUGGAAGGAAUUGCCCAUGAGGAAGAGACCAGGCUCUCCGCUCAAGUUUUGAAAGAGUUGCAUUUGAGAGAUGUUGUGAGUCAAAGUACUGUCGAAAGACUGGUUAUGCAAUACGACCUUGAGGGUUUACAAACGUAAAUAUUUGAAGGCAAAAGAAAAGUGGAAAACGAGCUGGUGAUUUAAUGCCAGCACCUCGUCAAGGAAACUGUUCGUGACUGGUGAGUUUGAGAUAGACAUUUAAUCAUGAAUUCUGUAGAUUGAUAAAUAAAACAAAGACUUCUUCAAAAAGAUGUAUUUGUAUUUUUUUAAGUUAGGGAAGAAGUGGUUGAAGAAAAAGGAUUCUAGGUCCUAAGGUAUUCUUUCACUUGCUUAUUAUAUUGUUUAGUGAAUUGAAGCAACCAUUUUCAUCAUUUAGAGAAGUUAAAUUUCUUGAGUAUAUGUUUGGUUCAACUUAUUCCCUCAAAGUCAUCUAAUACAAACCAUUCCCUUUGUGCACGCUUAUAUGGUCUAUAUUUUAAAUGCAUAGCGAGCCUUGAUUGCAAUUCCUUAUUUCACGAUGAUUAGUGAACAUAUGAUCAAUUUUAAUCUAGGAUACGUCGAGCAAUAUCAUUUACUUGAUAUAUUUAUUCAUUUCUACUUUGGUUGCAGAUAAGACUGAGGAAAAGAAAUUUACGAACAUGUAGGAAGGCACACUUGGGAUAUUGUGUUUUGAUAAAUGGAUUAGGAUGAUUCCUGAUUGUUGAAGGUUCUAAAACUGUUUUUCCUUUUUUUUCCUUGUCUCUGUAAUGACCAUAUAUUGAAAGAAAAAAGGUGCCAAAAAAAAAAAGUGCAUUAUCUUCUCCUCAGAAUGGAUUAUUCUUCUUUAC
Messenger RNA from Pistacia vera, 2706 nucleotides. RefSeq names its product pentatricopeptide repeat-containing protein At1g79080, chloroplastic. The coding region runs from base 278 to 1978 and encodes 566 amino acids. Gene Ontology annotation, molecular function: protein binding. The transcript has a single exon. The record is from RefSeq and is a predicted model, not a curated record. Lineage: Eukaryota; Viridiplantae; Streptophyta; Magnoliopsida; Sapindales; Anacardiaceae.